Vairimorpha ceranae is the source of this 126-nucleotide messenger RNA. RefSeq lists its product as hypothetical. Lineage: Eukaryota; Fungi; Microsporidia; Nosematidae. The annotation marks the transcript as partial. The record is from RefSeq and is a predicted model, not a curated record. The transcript has a single exon.
GCUUUUACAGCAAAAAGGUUUAACAUUCGUAUCGAUUGUUUAAGCAUCGUUAAUAAUCCUAUUCUAAGACAAUGUGCUAUUAUAAAAAAAGGAUUGUACGGUAGUGGCAAAAAAAGAAAUAUUUAA